AUGACCACCACAAAGAAGGUGUCGUCGGACGCGCCGGGCGGGCGGGAAUACAAGUACUCCCAGGAGAUAUCGCAGAUGAUGUUCGUCUUUGGCGAGGUGCAGGAUCCUAACCCGGAGACGGUCAACCUCGUCGAGGAUAUCAUCCGGAGUCAGCUUAUUGAACUGAUCGUACAAGCGCGUAUGCUGGCCACGCGCCGCGGAGCACGGUACCUCUCGGCGGAGGACCUCAUCUUCCUUAUACGACACGAUCGUGCAAAGGUGAACCGGCUACGAACGUACCUAUCAUGGAAGGACGUGCGGAAGCAUGCGAAAGACUCUGGAGGAGACGGAGGCGGUGGUGUGGAGGUCGAAACGUUGGAGGACGGAGCAGAUGACAAGUUGACAGCGAAAGCACAGAAGAUUACUAUCAAGCUACCAUGGGAGAUCAUGACAAUUUAUUCGGACGUCCUACAGACGGAUGAUGAGGAGGAUGAGGACGAUAUCGAGGCACACGAGGCCUCUAUUCAACGUCUGAAGGAAGCCGAUGAUGCCACAAGACAGAUGACUCGAGAAGAAUACCAGCACUACUCUGACUGUCGACAAGCUUCCUUCACUUAUCGCAAAGCCAAACGUUUCCGAGAGUUCCUUAAUCUCCCUCCUUCCCUCGACCUCAAAGCCAACGACGAUACCGUCGACAUUGUCGGCUUCCUAGCUUUCGAGAUGGUCCGUUCUCUUACAAUCGCCGGCCUUGAAGUAAAGAAAUCUCUCGAGGAGGCGUACCUGCGCGAAGACGUGCACUCGACUUCGCCAGCCCUCGGCAAGCGCAAGAGCGCAUCCGGACUGGGCGGGGACGCGAAACGUAUGCGGCGCGACGAUUCGCCCGACCACGACACCGAGUCGCCCCUCCCGACGUGCUCGCUUUUCCUGCCUCCACCUGAGGCACGUACCGCGCUGCGCCCGGAACACAUCCAGGACGCGUUCGCGCGCAUGCAGGCGGACUGGGCUCACCGGCGAUCUGCGGGCAUGCACAACUGGCGCGGAGGCCUCGUUCGGACUACUGUCAGCCUCAUUUAG
Laetiporus sulphureus 93-53 is the source of this 1053-nucleotide messenger RNA. RefSeq names its product TFIID-18kDa-domain-containing protein. Gene Ontology annotation, biological process: transcription by RNA polymerase II. Gene Ontology annotation, cellular component: SAGA complex. The coding region runs from base 1 to 1053 and encodes 350 amino acids. Lineage: Eukaryota; Fungi; Basidiomycota; Agaricomycetes; Polyporales; Laetiporaceae. Gene Ontology annotation, molecular function: protein heterodimerization activity; transcription coregulator activity. The record is from RefSeq and is a predicted model, not a curated record. The transcript is spliced from 5 exons.